Molecule: messenger RNA, 1614 nt
Organism: Prosopis cineraria
Lineage: Eukaryota; Viridiplantae; Streptophyta; Magnoliopsida; Fabales; Fabaceae
Product: NEP1-interacting protein-like 2
Exons: 6
Coding region: 829-1470 (213 amino acids)
Source: RefSeq, a predicted model, not a curated record
CAAGAGAUCUAGGAGCUUUGAACAGAACCGCCAUCCUCCUUCUUCUUCAUCUUUUUUUUCUCGCACUUAUUCCGUCACAUCCAUGGUGUGUACACAAGCUCCACCUGCUGCUGCACGCCGUUGCAAGAGGACGAAUCACGGGCUCUUCUUCUUCUGUGCUGUUGCUCAUCUCCCUGCUCUCAUAGUUGCGAUAUCAUCCUAAUUCUCAACUUGAUACUCCAGAUGUGUUGGCAGUAGCAGCCAGGGGAAAUCCUCGAUCUUCUCCAUCUUCUUUGCGUGCGGUGCUGGUUUUUGUGAGUGUGAGCACAGAGUUUUCCUUCCCUUCUCAGCGUCAAACUAUCCCUCUUCCUGGUUCAACAUUAUCGGCUUUGUUGGUUAGUAAAUCUUACCUCUCUUCCCUCCUCCAUCUGGUGCUGUUGGUGUGCGAGGAGCUGAGUAGUUAAAGCUGGAGGUUCAGCUUGUAAGUCUCUUUGCUUUGUAGUUGGUUGUUGUGACUCUAUUCCUCUCCCUCUCUAGUGCAUCGUGUUCAGAAGUUCCCUCCCCUAUUUAGCUUAAGGCAAACACCAGAUUGAAUGAUUCAGGAAUGAAUGAGGUGGUGUCUUCCGUUCCCCUGUGGCUUGAUCGAGUAACGUCCGAGAAUCUUUCUCACUAUCUUUCCUCGUCUGCACCCCCAAUUGUUAUCCAAAAGAACUCCCAACCAUCUCGACUUCGUUUUUCCGUAGCUGACUCUGCUGGUGCCCCAAAAUUCUCGGCCGCUCUACGCCUCUCAAUUUUAACACCUGGUGUUUCCAUCAAUUAUUUGUCGCUGUGACGUUGAUUCCCAGUAUUAUGGAAGCUGAAGAGAUUGAAAGAGUUGGAAGAUUCUGUUUUGUAUCGAAAUUGAUUUUAUCCGCUAUUUUUGGGGCUCUCACGGGAUGUAUUGCCAUGGCGGGAGCCAUCACAGGAGCAAUAGCUGGUGCACUAGCGAGUAGAGCUUCCGAGAGCGGUUUUCUCCGUGGAGCUUCAUUGGGUGCCAUUGCUGGGGCUAUAAUAUCCGUUGAGGUGUUCGAAGCUUCCCGCGCCUACUGGUGUUUAGAGCAAAAUGGCUCAAGGAGCUCAUCAUCCAUGGCGGAUUUCAUAGAGCAACUUGUUCGUGGGAGGCUUGUAGAAGAACAAUUUACGCCAGCUAUACUAACUGCUUACAGUUGGCAGGUUGGGGGUGCUAAUACAGGGGACGGUGAGAUUCCUGAGGUUCAUAGCUUAAUUUCCCCUAGAGGAUUGUCUGGGGAUUCGUUGAAGAAGUUACCACACCAUGUUAUUUUAAAGGACACGAAGAUGGAGAAUCUCUGCUGCACUAUAUGUUUGCAGGAUAUUGAAGUAGGAGAAGUUGCGAGGAGUUUACCUCGCUGUCACCAUACGUUUCACUUGAACUGUGUGGACCGAUGGCUUGUCAAGAAUGAUUCAUGUCCUGUCUGCAGACAAUAUGUAUAGUUUAUCUAUUGUUCAUUUUGAGCUCAUAUUUUUGGGCCUAUGCAUAUUGUACAAUAUGUUUCUAUAUGCAAACGACGAGUUCCUUCAAAUGGGAAGGGGAUUUUGUACAGCUUAAAGUUAAUAAUGUAAUUAUCUUUGUUCGAA